AGAUUAGUGCUGGUUUUUUGUAUGAUGAAAUCCACAAUAUAGACAUUUUACUCAACAUGAACAAAAUUUUAAAAAUUUAUUGUACAUCAAUUUAUUAUUUUUUAUUAGUUGUUCGGGCAUCAAUAAUUGACACAAAAUCACUACUUCAGUGUGAUGCGUUCAUCGAAACAGCGAGUAAAUGGUCUACAAUUUCUGAAGAUUCGUUUGAGAAAGCACACAUUAUAAUUAAACGAUGCGCAAGUUCCCGUAAAAGAGGGAACACGAAGAAGUAUGAUGGCACUGUCAUUUUACCGACUACAAACUUCCCCUUGUUCGUGAAACGUGAAGAAAGAAUCUCUACGGACGAACACAUAGAAAAAGAAGCAAAUUUCAAAGAUUUAUACAACUGGCAGAGAGAAAAUAUUAAAGGACCUGAGUAUGUUUUACACGAUGGACCACCAUAUGCUAACGGGCCUGCUCAUCUUGGACAUGCCAUUAAUAAAAUAUUGAAAGAUAUUUUUAACCGACAAAACUUGCUAAAAGGGCACAAAGUACAUUACAAACCUGGUUGGGACUGUCAUGGUUUGCCCAUAGAAUUGAAGGCUCUCUCAGACGUAGAAGCCAAUUCAAUCAAUAUAUCAGCUUUAGAUGUUCGAAACAAAGCUAAGAAUUUUGCCAUUUCUGCUAUUGAGCGACAGAAAAGUGUUUUCAAGACAUGGGGUAUUUUAGCAGACUGGGAUAAAGGAUGCUAUUACACUUUCGACAAAGAAUACGUUCAAAAUCAAAUUAAAUUAUUCUAUGCCCUGUACGAGAAAAAAUUGAUAUAUAGAGAUUUAAAACCCGUUCACUGGUCACCCUCCUCUAGGACAGCUCUUGCAGAAGCAGAAUUGGAGUAUGUCGAAAAUCAUAUCAGUCGAGCAAUUACUGUCAGGUUCAGAAUCGAUUCAAAUUCGAUAUCAGAGUUUUUUGAAUUUCCUGAUAAUUCUAAUUUAUACGCUUUAAUUUGGACCACAACUCCAUGGACUAUACCAGCGAACAAAGCUAUUUCAUACUCAGAAAAUUUAAGUUAUUCCAUCGUUAAAAUUGAUAAUUCCUCAGACGUCUACUUGAUUGCUUCAGAUUUAAUAUCAUCGUUCAACAAUUUAACAGAAAAAUCAGCAGAAGUGUUGAAAACUAUACCAGGAAAAAAUUUAUCAAAUUUGAAAUAUGAACACCCGUUCGAAAAGGACAUUGUUUACCCCUUUAUCGCUGGUUCUCACGUUAGUUCUUCCAAAGGAACUGGGUUGGUUCACUGCGCUCCAGCUCACGGACCUGAAGAUUUUGUUUUAGGAAUAAAAUACAAGUUAUCUACGGAUUGCAUCGUGGAUGAACUCGGUCGGUAUACGAAAGAAGCAGGAAAAAAUUUAGAAGGGUUAGACGUUCUAAAUUCAGGAAAUGCGUAUGUUUUAAAAGCCUUGGAAGAUGAUAUAUUAAGUAUUCAAUCUUUCAAACAUUCUUAUCCGUAUGACUGGAGAACCAAAAAACCUACAAUUCUGCGAGCUAGUGAACAGUGGUUUAUUAAUACCGCAUCUUUGAAGAAUGAAGCAUUUGAAUGUUUGAAAAAUGUAUCCAUUUCAACUGAAAUCAAUUCGCGUAGAUUAUCAUCUUUACUGGAGGAAAGGCCGUUUUGGUGUAUAUCAAGGCAACGAGUGUGGGGAGUUCCUAUUCCUGUGUUGUAUAAUAAAGAAAGCAAUAUUCCUAUGAUUGACCAGAAUUUAAUUGAUCACUACUGCUAUCUAAUUGGUGAAUACGGUACGGAUUUUUGGUGGAAAUUACCAGUUAAGGAAUUACUUCCGGGGAAGCUAUCUAGCGAUAGUGAGAAUAUUCGCAAAAGCGAGGAUAUUUUGGACAUCUGGUUUGAUAGUGGAAUUUCGUGGUUUAAUGCUUUAGAAGGAGAUAAAAUUGCAGAUCUAUACUUGGAAGGGAAUGAUCAAUGCACUGGCUGGUUUCAGUCAUCCCUACUAAUGUCAGUUGCACUGCGAAAAUCGGCUCCGUUCAAAAAUGUAUUUGUUCAUGGAUUUGUAGUAGAUGAUAAAGGACAUAAGAUGUCUAAAUCUCUUGGCAAUGUCAUUGAUCCUCAAGAUAUUAUCCGAGGAAAAGGUAAAGAACCUGCGCUUGGGAUUGAUGUUAUGAGAUGGUGGGUUGCUAGUCACGCCGCAUUCGAUGCUCAAAUUCCUGUAACGCAAACUUCAGUUAAAAAUAGUCGAGAUACGGUACAAAGAUUGAGGCAUUGUUUACGAUUUAUUUUAGGAAAUUUGAAAGGAUUCAAACUCGAAUACACGUCCACAAAUUUCCGAAUUCUAGAUAAAUACAUUUUACACAGAAUUUACUCUUUUCAUGAUGAAAUUCAAAAGCAGUACAACUCCAUGUAUUUGAAUAGAGUCUGCGCGACGAUUAUAAAUUUUGUUACUAAUGAUAUCUCUGCUGUAUAUUUACAUGCAACUAAAGAUAGAAUGUAUUGUGAUGCGGAGUAUUCAGAAGAGAGAUUAUCUUGUCAAACUGUAUACUUUCACGUUUUAGAAUUCCUUUUACGUGCAAUUGCGCCCAUAGUUCCUCAUUUAGUCGAAGAAUGUUACAUGCACCAUCCUGUGUUUGCCAAAAAUUCAACUUACUUUAGAAGUCCUAAAAUGAAUCCAUUGGAAGAAUGGAACAACUCUGAAAUCAUGAAUGUUGUGCAAGUAUUUUUGAAACUGAAAGAAGAAAUAUGUCGGGCGAAUAAAAAACCAAAUGAAUUAUCGGUUACCGUGAAGCUAUCUAAUCCUAUUAUCGAAGCUAUUAAGGCUUACAGAUAUGAAGAGCUUUUAGAAAUUUUACAAGUAGCAGAACUUAAGGUAGAAUCUGAAUGUUCAGCAGAUUUUGAGAUUGUUGACUUUAGAAACACUACUCAUCGAGCUUGUGAAAGGUGUUGGAAAUUCAUAUGUGGUGACAAUGAAGAAAUCUGCUCUCGUUGUUCCGACGUCAUCAAUAAGAAAGCCGAACUUGCCGGAUGAUUGUUCAUGUAUAAAUUAAGACAUUGAAUAACGUUUUUUUUUGUGUAUUUUAUGAAUAAAAUGUUGCGAAAUUUGUAUCAGCA
Planococcus citri (citrus mealybug) is the source of this 3091-nucleotide messenger RNA. RefSeq names its product Isoleucyl-tRNA synthetase, mitochondrial (gene IleRS-m). Lineage: Eukaryota; Metazoa; Arthropoda; Insecta; Hemiptera; Pseudococcidae. Gene Ontology annotation, cellular component: mitochondrion. The record is from RefSeq and is a predicted model, not a curated record. The transcript has 18 exons. The coding region runs from base 57 to 3008 and encodes 983 amino acids. Gene Ontology annotation, molecular function: tRNA binding; isoleucine-tRNA ligase activity; ATP binding. Gene Ontology annotation, biological process: isoleucyl-tRNA aminoacylation; mitochondrial translation.